GGCAGGCGGGCGGCGCCAGGACCCCCCGUCUCCCGGGGGCAGCAUCAUGGUCCGGGAGACUAGGCACCUCUGGGUGGGCAACCUGCCGGAGAACGUCCGCGAGGAGAAGAUCAUCGAGCACUUCAAGCGAUAUGGACGUGUUGAAAGUGUCAAAAUUCUCCCCAAAAGGGGAUCGGAAGGUGGCGUGGCAGCCUUUGUGGAUUUUGUGGACAUUAAGAGUGCGCAGAAGGCACACAAUUCUGUCAACAAAAUGGGAGAUAGAGACCUUCGGACGGAUUAUAACGAACCAGGAACCAUUCCUAGUGCUGCUCGGGGAUUGGAUGAUACAGUUUCCAUAGCAUCUCGUAGUAGAGAGGUUUCUGGGUUCAGAGCUGGUGGUGGGCCCACGUAUGGCCCACCACCAUCACUUCAUGCACGGGAAGGACGUUAUGAGCGGAGACUUGAUGGGGCUUCAGAUAACAGGGAGCGUGCUUAUGAACCUAGUGCCUAUGGACACCACGAACGGGGGACAGGAGGAUUUGAUCGCACAAGACAUUACGAUCAGGAUUAUUACAGAGAUCCUCGGGAACGAACUUUACAACAUGGACUCUAUUACAGUUCUCGGAGCCGCAGCCCGAGCCGCUUUGAUGCUCACGACCCUCGUUAUGAACCUCGGGCUCGGGAGCAGUUUACUUUGCCCAGUGUGGUACAUAGGGACAUCUACCGGGAUGACCUCACGAGGGAGGUACGAGGUAGAAGGCCAGAACGGAGUUACCAGCACAGCAGGAGCCGGUCACCCCAUUCAUCCCAGUCCAGGACCCAGUCUCCUCAGAGGCUGGCCAGCCAAGCGUCAAGACCCACCCGGUCACCCAGUGGAAGCGGUUCGAGGAGCCGGUCUUCAAGCAGCGAUUCAAUCAGCAGCAGCAGCAGUACCAGCAGUGACAGCAGUGACUCUAGUAGCAGUUCGAGUGAUGAAUCUCCAGCCCGUUCAGUUCAGUCGACGGCUGUUCCAGCCCCCACCUCCCAGUUGCUUCCACCUCUGGAAAAAGAUGAACCUCGUAAAAGUUUUGGGAUUAAGGUUCAGAAUCUUCCUGUGCGUUCUACAGACACCAGCCUCAAAGACGGGCUGUUCCAUGAAUUCAAGAAGUACGGGAAGGUGACCUCCGUACAGAUCCAUGGGGCCUCUGAAGAGCGAUACGGCCUUGUAUUCUUCCGGCAGCAGGAGGAUCAGGAGAAAGCCCUGAAUGCCUCCAAAGGGAAGCUGUUUUUUGGCAUGCAGAUCGAAGUGACUGCUUGGAUAGGGCCAGAAACUGAAAGCGAGAAUGAAUUCCGGCCAUUGGAUGAAAGGAUUGAUGAAUUUCACCCUAAAGCCACAAGGACCCUCUUCAUUGGUAACCUUGAAAAAACCACCACAUAUCACGACCUUCGCAACAUUUUUCAGCGUUUUGGAGGAAUAGUGGAUAUUGACAUUAAGAAAGUGAAUGGGAUUCCUCAGUACGCGUUCCUGCAGUACUGUGACAUUGCCAGUGUCUGCAAAGCAAUCAAAAAGAUGGAUGGAGAGUACCUUGGAAACAAUCGCCUCAAGCUGGGCUUUGGGAAGAGCAUGCCCACCAACUGCGUGUGGCUGGACGGACUAGCAACCAACCUCACGGAUCAGUAUUUGACCCGGCAUUUCUGCCGCUACGGUCCCGUGGUGAAGGUGGUGUUUGAUCGCUUAAAAGGCAUGGCUCUCGUUCUCUACAAUGAGAUAGAAUAUGCACAAGCUGCUGUCAAAGAGACCAAGGGGAGGAAAAUCAGCGGGAAUAAAAUUAAGGUGGAUUUUGCAAACCGGGAGAGCCAGCUGGCAUUCUAUCAUUCUAUGGAAAAGACGGGUCAGGACAUUAGAGACUUCUAUGAAAUGCUUGCAGAAAGAAGAGAUGAAAGGAGGGGUUCCUAUGACUAUGCUGCCGACCGUACGUACUACGAGGCUGUCCGGGCACCGGGGACGUAUCCGGAAGAUCCUCGGCGGGAGUACCCAGCUCGAGGCAGGGACUUCUACGCUGACUGGGACCCUUACCAAGGAGACUAUUACGACCCGCGGUAUUACGAUGACCCCAGGGAAUACCGGGACUACCGGGGAGACCCUUACGAGCAAGACAUCCGGGAGUACAGCUACCGGCAGCGCGAGCGCGAGCGCUUCGAGUCGGACCGAGACCACGAAAGGCGAGCCCUGGAGAGGAGCCAGAGCCCCACCCAUUCCCGGCGGCCGCAGAGUCCCGGGGCCUCCCCCUCGCAGUCGGAGAGGCUCCAGAGCGACUCCGAGAGGAGGGUCUACAGUCGGUCUUCGGAGCGCAGUGGCAGCUGCAGCUCCCUUUCCCCACCCCGCUACGACAAACUAGACAAAGCCCGCCUCGAGCGAUACGCCAAGAACGAGAAACCGGAAAAGGAGCGUGCUUUCGAGCAAGAGCGGCCAGAUAAAGAGAAGCGCCUGGCGAGGAAAGAGAAGCCGGAGAAACUUGAAAAAGAUAAACCGGAGAAGCCAAAGCGCAAGGCCAAAGCGCAUUCUCCCAGCUCCCCGUCUUCGGAGACCGACCCGGAAAACGAAAGGGAGCCCAGCCCCGAGAAAGCCAAAGGCGGUGGCAAGCAGAACCGGGAGAGGGCCGAAAAGGAGGGGGCCGCCAAGAAUCGGCUGGAUUUGAUGCCAUGCGUGGUGCUGACCCGAGUGAGAGAGAAAGAAGGGAAAGUGAUCGACCAGCCUCCCCUGGAGAAGUUAAGAGGGAAGCUGGAGAGCGACCCUGUCAAGCCUCCCCUGCCUGAACAAAAAAUGCAGGUUUCCCAGGCGGAUCAGACCAAGCCGGACCCAUCGAAGCUCGAAUCCGUGAGAACCAAGGUGCCCAAAGAGAAGGUCCUGGCCAGUCACGUUGAGGUGGUGGACAAGGAUGGGAAACCAAGGCCUAAGAAGCACCUGAAGACAGACCCCUCUGGUGAAGUGGCAUAUCCGGUGGAUCUAGAAAAGCUGGAGGCUCGCAAAAGACGUUUCGCUGAGGCAACCCUAAAAUCUGAGAAGCAAAAAAUGGAAAUCAAAAGAAUUGGUCAGGAGGAAGAGGAAACCCGAAUUAUUUUGAAAAAGCAGAUUGAUAUGGGUGAAUCUGAAAGGAAACCCUUGAGAAAAGAGACAAUUAAAAGGGAAACCAAGAAAAUCAAGCUAGAAAGACUUUCUGCUGUUGCCAGUCCCAAAGACGCCACAGAGCCGACAGGUCUUUCUGUGGGCGUCAGUUCCCGGCCCCUUUUAGAGCUCCAGUCCAGGCUGGGGGAAGUGACCGACGAGCCCCCAGAAGCCCUUGAGUUCUCCUCUCGGAAGGCAAAUUCCAUAAAGCUGCAGUACAAACAUGCACAGCUGUUAGAUGACCCGGGAGCAGAGAGAGAUGACCUUUGGAAGAGCUACUGCAGUCUUCCUGAGGAAGUCCCUGACCAUAAAGCUAUCCAAGACAAGCCGCCUUCGUCAGAUAUUGAGGAGAAAAUCCCCAUUGACAUCGAUCACACGCAGAGCUACCGUAAGCAAAUGGAGCUGAGCCGGCGGCUGAAGCAGCAGAUGGAAAUGGAGACUGCGAAACAUGAGAAGUUUGGCAGUCCGAAGAGAGACCUGGAUGAGUACGAGCGGCGUAGUCUGGUGCACGAAGUAGGGAAACCGCCGCAGGACGUGACGGAUGACUCCCCACCGAGCAAGCGGAAGAAGUCCUCCGAGGCUUUCGAGUUUGAGGUCGGCGCCAAGAGAGAGAGGAACUACAGAAGCUCCCGCCAGGUGAGCGAAGACUCCGAGAGAACUGCUGGUUCUCCUAGCCUGAGACCCUUCCCGUUCCACGAGGAGGAUGAGGUGCUGGAUUCUCCCAGGCUGAUAGCUUUCAAAGAAACGAAAGAAUCACCUAGAAUGGAAGAAAAGGGGCCUCCCUAUUCAAAUGUGUCCACGAUGGAAGAUUCCUUGAAAUUCAAUCCUUACGACUCUAGCAGAAGAGAGCAGAUGGUAGAAAUAGCUAAGAUAAAGCUGUCUGUGCCGAGUUCGGAGGAGGAACCGACCCGAUGGGACACCCAGGUGAAGCAAGAGCCUGGCCGGGUGGACGUCAGCUUCCCGAGCAGCAUCGUCAAGCGGGAUAGCAUACGGAAGCGGUUGGCCCGGGACCUGGAGCCGGGGGAGGUGCCCUCUGACUCCGACGACGAAGGCGAUGCCAAGCCCCAUUCUCCCAAGCCCUCUUCUUUCCUGGAGAGCUCCAGAUUGUCUUUUUUAUUAAGAGAUAGGGAAGAGAAGCUACGCGAGAGGGAGGAGCGGUUGCCGGCUUCCUUAGAAAGGAAUAAAUUUUAUUCUUUUGCUUUGGACAAGACAAUCACACCGGAUACAAAAGCCUUGCUUGAGAGGGCCAAGUCUCUCUCUUCGUCAAGGGAAGAAAAUUGGUCCUUUCUUGACUGGGAUUCAAGAUUUGCAAGUUUUAGAAACAAUAAGGAUAAAGAGAAAGUGGAUUCUGCACCGAGGCCAAUCCCCUCAUGGUAUAUGAAAAAGAAGAAAAUCAGACCGGAUUCAGAAGGGAAGCUGGACGAUAAGAAGGAAGAUCACAAAGAAGAAGAGCAGGAAAGGCAAGAGCUCUUUGCCUCGCGGUUCUUACACAGCUCGAUUUUUGAGCAGGACUCCAAGCGCCUGCAGCAUUUAGAAAAGAAGGAUGAGGACCUCGACUUCCUUCCGGGCAGGUUGUAUAGCAGGCAGGCGUCUCUGGACGGGGCCAACAGCAUAUCGGACUUCAUGCCGGAGCCAGUGGUUCUCUUCCACAGCAGGUUUGUGGAGCUCACCCGCAUGCAGCAGAAGGAGAAGGAGAAAGACCAGAAGCCCAAAGAGGCAGAGAAGCAGGAAGACAAGGAAAAUCGGCCCAUGACGCCAGAAACCACAUUGGAUCAUAACGAACCAGAGCACAAGUCUCCCAUCCCGCUUGGCCCAUUGCCAGGUGCCCACGCCUUGCCAGAGCCCCUGCCCCUCUUUCCAGAGAAAGGGAGUGAGAAGCCCACUGCGGAGUCGCCCUCUUCUUUCAGGGAGGAUAAACCCCUGGAGCCCGGGCCUGCGGUCGAAGCCCCAAAGUCCCUCCCUGAGGCCCUUCCGCCUGUCAAGAGCGAUCCACCUGAGCACACCGAAGCGCCUCCUGCGAUGGACAGUAGCAGAGACGGUGCCCUUUCUGUGGCAGCUCCGGAGGAGGAGUCCAGAUCCAUAGAAAAUCCUUCCUAUUUGGAUACCAAACCGCCAACCCCCGGGUCUUCCUUCUCCCAAGCUGUAAUUGGUGCAGACCCAGAAACCGAACUCGUCUCACUACCCCACAAAUUGGCAGCCAAAUCCGAGGAGCUGCCUGAGCCUAAAGAAGACCCUUUUUCCCCAGCCGUUACCGUGGAAUCCGGAGCGGGCCAGAAAGUGGAGGCCGUUGUCGAGGUCCUGCCUGCAGUUUCUGACACAGAGAUGGAAGCUGAGCCGCCUGUUGUGAAAGACAAAAAGUUAUACAAAAACAGACGUUCCAAAACCCCCGUUCAGUCUGUAGUGGCGAGUGUGGCAGAGAAGCCAGUCACGAGGAAAAGUGAAAGGAUUGAUCGUGAAAAGCUGAAACGGUCAGGCUCUCCCCGGGGGGAAGCACUGAAGCUUUUGGAGCCGAGAGCAGAAACGGAGAAGGGGUCCAGAAACCCUGCUAAAUCUCCCAGCGCUGCAGUGGCUGAGCCAGAAAACCCUGAGCCCAGUUUGCCGGUUGGCCGAACGAGGCGCAGAAACGUGAGGUCCGUCUAUGCGACCACAGGAGAUCAUGACGUGCCCCCGUCUGUUAAAGAGUCUGCUGAGGUAACCAGGCCGACCAGAAAAAGGAUCGAGCGAGAACCGCCUGACCCGGCAGCUAUUCCCACCCCUCCAAGAAGAGGCCGACCUCCCAAGGCACGUCGCAAACCCGAGGAGGAAAUUUCUCCUGUUAAAGCCGAGCUGGCGCAGCAGCAUGAGGUGGAAGAGGCAGACGGGAAGGAGGUGGCGGAGACCCCUAAGCCUGUGGAGGGCUGGCGAUCGCCCAGGUCACAGAAGCUGCUGCACAGCCAGGCAUUGGCGGCUAAAAAGGGCAGGAAUGAGCCCAAGGCUGAGGUUUCCCCAGAGCCCGAGGAGGCCCCCGACCCACCCGGCCAAGGACUGCACAUCAGUGAAAACUGCGGCAAGCUCAAGGUGGAGAAGGAGGCCGUCCUGAAUGAGCCAAAGCGAGACCGGAAGGAAGUGGAGAUGCCUAAAAACGUGUCAGAAGCCUGCCCGGUUGAAAUUGUUGAAAGAAAGUUUAUUCCAGAUAAAGCCACCACCAAGAGGGGACGGUCGAGGAACAUCAAGGCUGUCGAUAAAGCAUCUCUGAUUAAGAGCCUAAAAAAUGUGGAAAUCCGCCUCAAUGUGGAUGAAGUGAAAGGGGCGCUGCGGCCCAGCGAGGACGAAGGGGAGCCCGUGCCCCCCUUCCCAGCCAAGAGCAAAAGCCCCCUGAAAGAAGAGAAGCUCUCUCCCCACGUCCUGAAGGGCGAGGCUGAAGGCGCUCUCCAGGAGGCGAGGAAGGAAGCUGCCUGCGAAUCGACUCAGCCUCCAGAGGCCGACCAGCUGGCCAAGCAGAUUGAACUCGAGCAGGCGGUGGAGAACAUCGCCAAGCUAACGGAAGGCCCGGCCAUCGCGGCCUACAAGGAGCAGCAGGCGGCUGAGGUGUCUGACGUCCGCCAGGAGGAAGAGGGAGAUAAACCGGCCCAUCAGGCUAGCGAGACUGAGCUGGCAGCUGCCAUAGGGUCCAUCAUAAAUGAUAUUACUGCAGAGGGAGAAAGUUUUGCGGCUCCCCCAACGUACCCUGCCGAGUCGGAGUCCGACAUGCCCAGCGAGCCCUUGGUGUUGCCUCCUGCGCGAGAGGAAAUGGAGCCUGAGACAGACCAGGCAGUGAGCAACAUCCUAGAAGCAGAAGCUGCUUCGGGCGAGCCACCAGGCCCUGGCUCAGCUGCAGAGGCAGAAAGCAAAGAAACCGAAGUGAGCUUAAGCGAAUCUUCAAAUUCUGCCCAGGAGGCAGAAACCUCUCAGGAGGUCGAGGUGUCUCGGAAGGAGCGAGGACGCCAGAAGUCCACGCGACCCAGGCGUAAGCGAAGCACCAGCAAGAAAGGGGACAUUGCAGAACUUCGGACGCUUGAACCCGAAAGAGCACGGAGCAAAUCCCCCGGAGCCCCAGAAAUGAAAGGAACAGCUGAAGGGGCCCUAUCAGAUGACAGCCAGGGAAAACACUCCCCUCCAGCAGGGUCCCCCCACCUGGGAAUUCCUGAGACGAGUACAGCCAGACCCCUGGAGGCAGCUUCGCAGGACCCCCUUCCCGAGAGCGGCCCCGAUCCCUCAGAUGGGCCACUGCCCUCAGUUCCUGUUGACGAGGGGGGUCGGAGUGGGUUCAGACCCAGGCCGGUGACUGAGAGUGUUCCCGUCACCCCCCCGGAGGCCCUGAGCACACCUUUGCCAACAGUUCCCACAGGAGCAGCAGUGAAGCUUCCCGCGGUGGUUCAGGCUGGAGUGGUUCCUCUUCAUUCCAGCGCCACAAAGGUGACUGAGUGGAUCGUGAAGCACGAGGAAGCUCGGUCCCGCUCUACCCCGCCGCCAGCUCUUCCCCCUGAUACAAAAGCAUCGGACAUAGACGCAAAUUCCAGCACUUUGCGCAAGAUCCUGAUGGAGCCCAAGUACGUGUCUGCGACCGGCGUGGCCUCCACGCAUGUCACAGCAGCCCUCGCCGAGCCUGUGAGUGCUCUUCGCGUGGAGGAGGCAUCCCUUCACCCUCCGCCAGAGGUUUUGAGGCCAGGUCCAGAGGAGAAGUCUCCCGUUCCCACCACAAAUAAUUUGGAAUUGCCCGUCGCGGAGGCCCCCGUUUUUAUGGAGAAAGAGAAGGCGGCGGCUGUCCUUGCCCCGAAGGCCACCUCGGUGAUCAGCAGAAUGCCCCACAACCUCGACCUUGAGGAGACCCCCAGGAUUGCCCUGGUGAAGCAAGUGCCCCAGCCCCAGACGUGCCUGGUCAACGCUGUUUCGCCCAAGUACAAGCAGAGGCCCAGCCCCAACGACAACAGCCGGUUCCAUCCUGGUUCGAUGUCCGUGAUCGAGGAUCGGCCGGUGGAGACAGGCUCCAGCCCAGGCCUUCGCGUCAACACGUCCGAGGGUGUGGUUCUCCUGAGCUACUCGGGACAGAAGACAGAAGGUUCUCAGCGGAUCAUCGCGAAAAUUAGCCAAAUCCCCCCGGCCAGCGCCGUGGACAUCGAAUUUCAGCAGUCAGUGUCCAAGUCCCAGAUUAAGCAGGAGCCCCUUGUCCCCCCCCAGUCGAUGCCAAAGGGCUCCCCCGCCCCGGUGGGAUAUGGGAGCGCCUCCGCCCCCUCCUUGGUCCUGGGCACUCAGCAGUACAGCCCCUCCCCUGUGCUCUCUGCCGUCAAGCAGGAACGCAGCGGCAGCCUGGAAAAGCACGACUCGGCCCCAGCGCCUGCUGCUCAGUCUUGCCCCAUCAAAGUGCUCUCCUCCCAGGCUGCCAACACUCCCUCCAUACUCGUCCACAACCAGAUGGUCCUCUCUCAGACGAUCACCUCUUCCGCCAACAAAAAGCUCCCAGACCCCACGUCUCUGAAAGGGGAGAGCAAGUCGCUUCAGCCCGCCAACUUGAGCCCUGGGGUCGGUCCUCACCAUCCUUCCUUGUCUGGCAAGCUGCAUCCAGAAGCCAACCACGUGAGCACGGGCCCCGGUGUUCCUGCGGACAGAGCAAUGCCUCACUUGGGGGUCGCCAAGCAGGAGCCGCUUUCCCCCCGGACCAGCGGGCAUUCUCCGUCUCCCUUUCCGAGAGCUUGUCACCCGGGGGGGCCCUCAUCCCCUGCGUUGUCGGGGAAUAACUCCAUGCUGGGGCUUCAGGGGUCUCCUUGUCCAGGGAUCCCUGUGCCACAGUACAUCUCCAGUAUGCACCCGGAGCAGUCCGUGAUCAUGCCCCCGCAUAGCGUAACCCAGACCGUGUCCCUGGGCCAUCUCUCCCAGGGGGAAGUGCGGAUGAACACCCCUCCGCUGCCUGGCAUUCCUUACAGCCUCCGCCCCGAAGCACUGCACUCCCCGAGGGCCGCCCUGCAACCUCAGCGGUCGAGCACACCCCAGCCGGCCCCCAUCAGGGAGAUUGUCAUGCCGCCUCUGUCUUCCCAGCACGCCUCUGAAGAAGAGAUGCACUACCACCACCCGGCGUGCCGUGGCUCAGCCCCCGUGCAGUCUGAUGUCCUGGUCAUGCAGCCGGACUACCGCGUGCAUCCGGCAGGCAUCCGGCUCGACCAGUACAGCGUUCCCCGGGACGUGAGAGUGAUGAUGCAUCCGCACAUGGCAGCGGUGGGCGGCGACCACCACCCGGAGCCACGGCAGUCCAGGACGCCGGAAGGGAGGUCCGUGAAGACGCCUCCGGCCACCAAGGCGGGCAAAGAGACACCCAAGGCUUCCGAAGUCAAGAUGGCCCACUCACCCCACAGCGAACCCCGGCUCCUCAGCGGUCAGCUUCCGGGACUGCCUUUGGCGCAGCCGGUGGUUGUACCUCAUGGUGUGCAGAUUAUGCACCCCAGCGGGACCUCCUUCCAUGACUAUCGGCCCGUGUAUGGGGACAUGCGAAGCUACCACCCGGCGGCUCAGCUUGGCCACCCUCCGUUUUCUGGGAGCUCGCCGAUUGGGCUUCCUUCCCGGAGCAUGACCCCCUCCCAGGGUGUGCCUGAAGGGGAACAUUCGCACCCCAGCCAGCCAGCUCACAGCAAAACACCUCAGAUCUCCCAGGAGCCUAAAGGGGCCCAGGCAACAGGGCCAGACCCUUCCCUCCACCCCGUGGUCAACCGGCAUGUCCAGCAGAUGGAGCCCCACUUGCACCCGAGCCAGACCUCCUACCCUUCUCCUGUCGCUGUGUCAGUGAAGCAGGAGCUCCCCUCUUCCCAUCAGGCUCAAGUUCAAAAGCCAGCCCUCUUUAUUCCAACUACUGCUGGUCCUGGGGCAGCGCCAGGGCCGCCCUUGCCCCGGUCCGAAUCACAGUCGGUGCUGAAGCAGGAUCCUGCUGGUCACCUGGUUGCUCAGAGACCAGUGGACAUGGUCCAGCUGCUGACGAAAUACCCCAUUGUGUGGCAGGGGCUCCUGGCCUUGAAGAACGACACUGCGGCCGUCCAGCUGCACUUUGUUUCUGGUAACAACGUCCUGGCACACCGCUCCUUGCCAGCCCCAGAGGGUGGCCCUCCACUGAGGAUUGCCCAGCGUAUGAGGCUGGAAGUCCAGCAGCUGGAUGGGGUGACCCGCCGGAUGACAGUGGAGAGCGACUACUGCCUGCUGCUGGCUCUGCCCUGUGGCCGAGACCAAGAGGAUGUGGUGAGCCAGACCGAGUCGCUCAAGGCGGCCUUUAUUAGCUACCUGCAAGCAAAGCAAGCUGCUGGCAUCAUAAAUGUUCCCAAUCCAGGCUCCAACCAGCCUGCUUACGUCCUACAGAUCUUCCCACCUUGUGACUUCUCGGAGAGCCACCUCUCCCGGCUGGCGCCGGACCUCCUUGCCAGUAUCUCAAACAUCUCUCCCCAUCUGAUGAUUGUUAUUGCAGCUGUCUGAGUGACUCAGCGGAACGGACAUUGCCCUCCCUGGCCCUGCGGCAGGAGGAGAGAGAGAGUGAAAAAAGGAAGGAACUGGAUCCUCCCGUCCCCGCUGGGCCUCGAUCAAACCCUCGCAGGGUGGUGGUUCCCACGGCCUUGAAUGUUUACAUACGGGCUUUUGCGAAGAUGGACUUUGGAGGCACCCCAGAGGCAGAUGGAGCCUGGGCUUCUUGUCUCCUAUGGGGGAGACUAAAGGAAGCCUGUUUUUUUUAAUUUGACAGCUAACUAUAGAAAACGAGGAGGAAGAGGAGGAACCAGAACUGCCUUUGCACUAAAUUUGCGACUUUGGACCUUUGCACAGUUGAAGAGUUGUUGUGGUGUGCCGGAUGGAUGUCUCAGUACACACACACCAGCUGGCGGUGUGGACUUCAGAACACAGGACCUUCUGCUCCGGUCUGUGGGUCGAGGAGCAUUUCUCCCUCUCGCUCGGAUCUCCAGGAAAAAGCCCCCCCCCCCCCGCCGUUUCUCUUCUCCAUCCUGGAUGUACAGUUUACACUGAAGCAAAGCAAAACCUAAAAAGGAGAGCUAUUUUUCCUUCUUGGUGGGAUACGCAGGACUCCGUGGGUGUGUGUAUAUAUAAAUAUAUAUAUAUAUAUAAAAUAUAUAUAUAUAUAUAAAAUAUAUAUAUAUAUAUAUAAUACUGACUCGAAAGAAAUCUGAUCCCCACAACAUACUUUUUUUUUAAUCUGUGCCAAAAAAGAUGUGUUUUCAAAGAAAAUCUUAUUUUCAUACUCCAACUUUGUAUUUGUCACUCAUUUGUAAGUGCGCUUCAUUCAGACACGGGCUGCCCCGCCUCUGCUCAGCCCGUGGAAGGUGUCACCCACUGUACAGACUUUCUAUCCGCCUUCUCUGGUCCUUCUUCUCCUAAGACUUAAUUUAUGGAACUGUUUUCUCAGCGCAGUUUUGUUUUGUGUGUCCAUUGGAUUACAGACUUUAUUAAAAAAGACAAAGCA
Molecule: messenger RNA, 11585 nt
Organism: Candoia aspera
Lineage: Eukaryota; Metazoa; Chordata; Lepidosauria; Squamata; Candoiidae
Gene: SPEN
Product: spen family transcriptional repressor
Biological process (GO): regulation of transcription by RNA polymerase II
Cellular component (GO): nucleus
Molecular function (GO): mRNA binding
Source: RefSeq, a predicted model, not a curated record